GACGAUGAAGAUGACGAUGAACAGAGGAGCAAGCAGUCGGGCAUCCUCAAUAUGAAUGAUGGAAACUUCCACAAACUUGUAACGGACGGUCGACACUUCAUCAAAUUUUUCGUUCCACGGUGUUCACACUGCAAGCAGCUGGAACCAAUCUGGAAAAACCUGGCCGACAGUUUGGAUCAAGUGGAGAGGAGUGCAGUUACGAUCGCACAGGUUGAUUGCACGGAAAGCAUUGAGACCUGUCGUGAGAAUGACAUCAAAGGCUAUCCGACCAUCAUCCUAUACGAUGAUGGCAGUCGAGUCGGGGCCUACACAGGAGCUAGAGACCUGAUCAGUAUGAAAAAUUAUCUAUCUACCCUUCCGUUCAAGCCAAAGAAUCUCAUAGUAGAGUUGACGGGCCCUGAUCUAAGCGGGUACCUAGACCCUCGAGGUAGCGUCAUAGUCAGAUUCUACGACCCCCACUGUCCAAACUGCAAGGACAGUUUCAGCGUCUGGAAGGAUGUCGUCGCGACAGUUAGCAGAACCGAAAGUUACAAAGCAGAGACUUUACAGGUGAAUUGUAAGGAGCACGACGAUGUCUGUAAAACGGCCAAUGUCCUUCAAGUGCCAACCAUCAUCUUCUACAAAGGAACCAAAAAGUUGGAUAUAUAUAGAGGAUCUCAUAAGAGUCUAUCAGACCUGCUCUCAUUCAUUCAUCAACUCCACGACAAGACCAUUGAUGAUGAUGACGAUGAUGAUGACGAUGAUGUUGGUGGCGGUCAUGGUAAUGAUGCUGAUGAUGAUGAGGGGGGAGAAACUCGCGUCGGUGUAUCAGGGAAUAAGCUCGUUAGGACGUUGGAUAUGAGGACGGUUGAUGGUCAACUGGCGACCAGUAAGUAUGUCUUCAUCAAAUUCUACGUGCCUUGGUGUGAAUUCUGCAAACACCUGUCUCCCACCUGGAUGGAACUGGCCUUCAGGUCACGAAAGGUCAAGAACGUCGUCAUCGCAGAGGUCAACUGCGCCGACCAGAAGCACCUGUGCGAUCGUUACGAUAUCAGAGGUUACCCCACGAUGCUAUUAAUACUGAAUGGAAAAACCCUGGAUAUGUACACUGGCUCGCAUGAGGUCAGCGACCUGCACGACUACCUGGUGAUGAUGAUGAAGUACGAUGGGAGCAACAUUAGCCACUACAGCGUCGGUGAGAAGCGCAUCAACGUGAGUGAUGACGACGACAACGACGACGAUGAUGACGGUGGUUAUGAUAACGAUUAUAGAUAUUUCGGUGGGAGUGAUGAUGAUGAUGAUGAUGAUGGUGGUGGUGGUUAUCACUAUAGAGAUGGAAGGAAUGAAUUGUAGGGUGAGUGCUGCUUGAGGGUGUGAUGAUGAUUUGGUGAAAUGGCAGGGGCAAGAAUGAUGAUUAGGAUGAUGAUGAUGGUGAUGAAGGUUUUAAUAAAAAUAUUGCAAAGAUAUCAUUAACAUUAGUGAAAAUUAUGAUGUUAUGGUGAUAACGAGUGCGAUUAUGGUGAUGAUGGUGGUUAUUAAAAAUUUAAAUUUAACGUUGAAGAAGUCGAAGCUGUCCAGUGUCCACUAUUUGACCAUGCUGGCACCUCAGAGUGUCCAUUUUAUACGCAUUUUAUUGAUUUAUGGUUUAUAUUUUGAGAUUAAGACGUUAAACUAUGGUUUAUAACUUUAUAUUAUUUUGUCAAUUUGUAUCUAUUAGUGUUAAUUUGGCUGUUAAUGUGAUGGUUUUUUUUCCUACUUUGCAAUACCGGGUAAAUUAUUUUGUUAAAUUUUUGACCGAAGUGCUUCAGACGUUUGUAAUUUUUUGUGUGUCUGAGAUUAGUUGAAAUUCCUUAUUCGCAUUUCAAAUAAAUGUUUUUUUGAGUUUAUUUUUGAUGGAUGCGUGUUAAUUUAAUAAUGUUAUGGCGUUGGUGGAAUUUGUGAGAAGAAAUUUAUUUUUGA
Helobdella robusta is the source of this 1938-nucleotide messenger RNA. RefSeq lists its product as hypothetical. The record is from RefSeq and is a predicted model, not a curated record. The transcript is spliced from 9 exons. The coding region runs from base 52 to 1332 and encodes 426 amino acids. Gene Ontology annotation, cellular component: endoplasmic reticulum. Gene Ontology annotation, molecular function: protein disulfide isomerase activity. Gene Ontology annotation, biological process: protein folding. NCBI's taxonomy places the organism in Eukaryota, Metazoa, Annelida, Clitellata, Rhynchobdellida, Glossiphoniidae.